GACCAUGGUGGAGACAUUAAAUGAAUUAUCCCAGCUGAGAGACACUAGGUUCGGUCGACCCCGGCCCAGACACGGACUCAAACUCCUCUACUGGUUUGCCAACGAAUGCAUUUCUUUUGACGAAGACAAUAACAUGCUCUCUGGAUGUGACCCAGCCGAGGGAGAUUUCGGUUUUCACCAUUUUAAUAACAGAUGCUAUGGGAAUAAACUUCUUGAUGAGGAAGAUUUCCCUUACUAUGUCGUUGGCAAUCUAAAUUCACCAGGAGUUGAAGAACUUCCUGAUUACAUCUCAGAAGAUGAAUAUACUGACGAGCACGACAGCAACACGGACCGUAUCAUUGUCAGUCUCGAUGAGGAGUGGUUUCAUGAAGUUUAUGUGACUCAACACCCCGCUCGAUCAAACAACUACGAUCCACACGCCACUUACCGGAUCUCCAGAGGCCUUCUCAUGAUCAUCAGGAGGAUGAGUUUAGAGGACUUUCUGGAGAAGAUGGGUUAUUAUACACACACACAGCCUGUCAGACCUCAAACUUCAGAUACAGUCAGUCCAGAUUUCACAGCGGUCACUGUAUCAUCCAGUGAUUCAUCUGACAGUGAGUCCAUAAUCCAGUUUGAUGACGACACGCCUGCACAAAACAACUCACCCACAGCAAUGGGAUUGUGGGAAAGAUUCUGCACCAUACUUUAAAACAGACUAAAACAGAUGUGCGUUCCAGUGAUUUUGGUUGGACUCAUUGGUGGACUUCAUAUUUCUCUUUGCCAAGCCUAUAAAGAAAGAAGCAAAUAGUGAACAUUAACAUUUUUGAUGGGAAAUUAAAUUUGGUUUAAUCAGAGCAGUGUUUUCUGGUG
Molecule: messenger RNA, 849 nt
Organism: Sinocyclocheilus anshuiensis
Lineage: Eukaryota; Metazoa; Chordata; Actinopteri; Cypriniformes; Cyprinidae
Exons: 1
Coding region: 5-688 (227 amino acids)
Source: RefSeq, a predicted model, not a curated record